Messenger RNA from Austrofundulus limnaeus, 1889 nucleotides. Its product is annotated as protein TMEPAI. The record is from RefSeq and is a predicted model, not a curated record. Gene Ontology annotation, cellular component: early endosome membrane; Golgi membrane. Gene Ontology annotation, molecular function: R-SMAD binding. Gene Ontology annotation, biological process: negative regulation of transforming growth factor beta receptor signaling pathway. Lineage: Eukaryota; Metazoa; Chordata; Actinopteri; Cyprinodontiformes; Rivulidae.
CCUGCAGGCUCCGCCCCCGAGCGUCCACUCUGGCGUCAGCGUGUUGGAGGAGGCCCUGUCCCGGCAGCACAAGCAGGGCUCCCGCGCGGAGGGAGCCCCGCCCACCUACAGCGAGGUGAUCGGGCACUACUACCACCCGACGUCCCGGACUGUGUCGUCCCCGUCCUCGCUCGUACGCGGCCUCCUCAGACCGCUGCCGCAGCAGCCAGGAAGCGUGGACAGCAGGAACGCGAGGAACACGAAGGAGAAAUCCCAGAAGCCCCAGCAGGUGUGACGAGGACCGGUCACAUGACUGGUGAAACCCACCGUGAAGGGCCAGCAGUUAGACUGACGGGGGGGUCGCAGAGGAGCGUCUGCUUCUCCCUGCACCCCCACUUCCUGUUUGAGGAGCCCUUCGAGGUGGAAAAGAUGAAGGUGACUGAUCUGCAUCAUGCAUUAUAAAUAUUUACUUGUUUUUGUUUGUCCUUUGAAGAACAUUUCCUCACUUCCAGAUCCCGUCACGUUGGUUCUUGGAAAGUUUUUUUUUUCUCGUGAUAAUCCCGCCUCGCUGCUUCUCGUCUCACUCCUGCACCGAGCUUCGGUCCGAUCACCGGGACGCGUUGGCGCCGUUUAGCGUGUUAGUUAGCGUAAUCAGCAGUUGUAGCGCAGCGCUGAACGUCCCGGAGCUGAAAGCUCUGCCUUACAUCCUCCACCUCCUGCAGGAGUUCUUACUAAAAUCUGUUUCAGUUUCCUGAAGGUUUGCACAAAGAAAUCUGCAGUUUAAAUGAUCAAAAGGGGGAAGAUGUGUGGGUAUUUUCUUCUUAAACGUGAUGCAUUCCUUAUUUUUUCUGUUCCUUUUAUUGUCUAGUUUUAUUUUUUUUAAAAGAGAAACGCGGGGUGCCAACCUUCACAUGUUGAAACGUACAUGUUGACAUGUAUAUUUGUUACAUAUGGACUUUAUACACACAUGGAUGCAAACCGAGAGAGUGGAAAGCACGAGUUUAGAGUUAUUUAUAUAAUUGCUGAAAAGAAUUGCACUAUUUUUUUAGGAUGGAACGUUUGAGAGAGACUUUUAUUGUGAAGGAGCUCUGUGGUUUGGGUUUUUAAAAAGACAGAAGAGACUCACCAGAGUGCGCACAGCGGCUAUGAUCAGAUUGUGGGGAGGCUCUAACUUUGGUUUAAUGGACUCAGGCUAUCCAUUACUGUACCAUUGAUUAAAAGAAAAACAAAAACAAAUCUCCAGUUUAUGCAAACGUCUGAGUCCUGCGAGCCAAACAAACGUUAGUAUCCAACCUGUGGGUCCAAUCAGAACCCCCCCCCCCCCCCCCCCCCCCCCCCCCCCCCCCCCCCCCCCCCCCCCCCCCUCGCUCCCUCUUCCUCAGCCUUUUGGCCGAAUCAGAGCAAUCCCAAAGCCGGCUGCUACUACCUCGACCAAACAAGCACAGUUUGUUGUCAGACUUGGUCUCCUUUAAGUCUGAGCUAAUCAAGAUGAUGAGUAGAAUUAGCCUUUCCGUGUUAUUUUCUUUGAAAGUCUAAACCUUUGUUCACUGGGUGAGGAGAGAGGGGCAGCGAACGUCUCGUAGUUUGAAACUCAGGAAGGAAGCUCAUCGCCCAACAGGCCCUGAAUGUCUGCACUGCCGCCGCCGCUGCUGCUGCUGCUGCGCCGACAUCACAAACACUUGGCAUCAAACGAUCCUUUCAAACACACACAGUUGUCUCUGGUGAGUCUCUGUCUCUUUGCAGGCAUCUUUGAGCACUUUACUGCAGCAGGAAGGAGACAACAAUCCUCUGUCAGCCAGCGUCAAAACUCUCAAAACUCUGAAACAGCAACGAGUCUUCACAGUUUACAGAUGCACGUUUAAAGGAUGCAAAAGAGUCGUGCAACAAAGCUUCAUUCAGAAUUUUUCCUU